AUGGCCAAGCUGGUGGUUAUAAUUUGUGCGAUCGUUCUGUUGGCCACGGUUGAGCAUCGAGUGGAGGCAACGGUUGUGCGGCUGCUGACCGAUUUCAUCCAAAACAAUGUCGCCGGCAUACCGUUGAUUCACAAGACGGAAGAGUAUGAUUUCGAUCCGGAAAUAAGUAAAAAACGUCGUGAGCUUUACUAUGAGCUGCAUGGCUACCGAGGAGAAAAGGUGAUCGAAAGGCUCGGUCUUGGCAUCGAUGGUAAGCAUCAUGAGCGAGCGGAACACCAGCGGCAGCGUGAUGAGGGACACCUGCAAGGGCUGAACUAUUUCCAACCAUAGUGAAGUGCGCCGUAAGAAGGGGCUCAUGUUAAUGGCGCUAUUUGGUGAUGGCGUUCGGUUGGUUAAGAGAGCGGCCACUCUUC
This is a messenger RNA of Anopheles darlingi, 413 nucleotides long. RefSeq lists its product as uncharacterized. The record is from RefSeq and is a predicted model, not a curated record. Bases 1 to 330 code for a protein of 109 amino acids. The transcript has 3 exons. Lineage: Eukaryota; Metazoa; Arthropoda; Insecta; Diptera; Culicidae.